CAGAUCAAUAAAACCCUGAACAAACUCUUCAAAGCAGAAGAAAUAACAAAGCAAGACAAAUGGCGUAUGAAAUCGAAUGGACUCGAUUCUACGGCAGACCAAAACUACACAAACCCGAUAUCCCUCUACGACCAAUAGUCUCACUUCUGGGAACCCCAACAUACAACAUAUCAAGAGAACUUUCGAGAAAACUGAAACACCUCAUUCAGUCAUGCGGACAUUCCAUCAAGUCACCAACAGAAUCCUUAGAAAAGAUCAAAAAUAUUAACAUAGAAAACGAUGAAUUAAUGAUAUCCUUCGAUGUUAAAGCACUAUACACAUCCAUCGAACCUCAAUUGGCCAAGGAAACGAUAUCCCUCCUGAUCAAUGAAGACAAAAACCUUUCAGAACGCACAAAACUCAAAUGUUAUUAUUAUUAUUCUGUAUCGAACUGGUUGACCUCUGUUGGUAUAUGUGCUGCUAUGAGGCUGUAUCAACAUUGUCUGAUUAUUUCCUUUUUUUGGGGUGUAGGUACAUAAAUCUAACAACUGGGUGCCAAACAAGAUGAAACGUUCUUCCUGGAUUCCAUCACUAGCCACCACUAGGCGAAUUAAAUUAUUAUUUAAUAAUAGUGAUUAUCAUUUUGACCAUCCGAGAUAGCCGUGGUUUGUCCAGACUAGUGAUUAAUAAAGGUGAAUUGAAAAUUUGAACCACGGCGGGAUUCGAACCAGCGACCAUCAGGUUUCCUGCCCGAUGCUGUAGUCUGCCAAACCACAGCUAUCUCAGAUAGUCAAAAUGACAAGCAAUAUGAUGCCCCCUCUCUAACUGAGUUAGAUUUGGUUUGAGAUGAGAAGUCGUGGCCAG
Heterobilharzia americana is the source of this 843-nucleotide messenger RNA. NCBI's taxonomy places the organism in Eukaryota, Metazoa, Platyhelminthes, Trematoda, Strigeidida, Schistosomatidae. The record is from the annotation of a GenBank genome assembly.